Molecule: messenger RNA, 2675 nt
Organism: Amaranthus tricolor (Joseph's coat)
Lineage: Eukaryota; Viridiplantae; Streptophyta; Magnoliopsida; Caryophyllales; Amaranthaceae
Exons: 1
Coding region: 540-2270 (576 amino acids)
Molecular function (GO): protein binding
Source: RefSeq, a predicted model, not a curated record
AGAAAAUGAAGAAGAAUAGAAACAUAUACAGAAUCUUUCAAUCUUUAUCACUUUUUUGUUCUCUACUUUCACUAUCACCCGUUGGAUCUCUUACACUCAAAUCUAACCAUUGAUUUAAGGUCCCUUAGAUCCUCUCCCAAAUCCCCGCCAUUUACAGAACUGCCAAAAUCUCAACCCUAGAUUCAUUACCUUUCACAAUUUUCUCUCUUCUGUGUUCUUAUCUUUUUGUACCCAACAAGCCAAAUUCAUUCCCAACUAAAAUGUGUUCUUCUUAAUCCAUCCAUUGCUAAUAAUUUAGACCUUAUUUCCCAGAAAAGAAAGAAUCUUUAUGUACCCAACAACCCAAAUUCAUGACCCAAUUGAAAUGGGUUCUUCUUAAUCCUACCAUUGCAGAAGAUUUAUAACUUUAUCAAAAAAAGAAGCUAACUUUAGUACCCAACAUCCCAAAUUCAUAACCCAACAAAAAUGGGUUCUUCUUGAUUCAAACAUUGCAGAAGAUUUAGACCUUGAUUCACAGUUAAAAGAAAUAAACUUUGAAUAUGGUUGAAGAACAAGAACAAUCUUCUUCAUCAUCAACAAUUGGAGAAGAAUUACUCCAUAGGAUAAUCGAUGAAAUAGAUUCAAUUUCUUCACUUUCACAUACAAUCCGUGUGUUUUCUGUUAAAUGGCAGGUAAUUCGGAAGAAGCUUGAAGAAUUAAGCACUUUCUUAGUUGCUGCUGAAAUCCCAUUUUCACAUAACCCAUGUAAUCAUCCUGUUCCUUUAAUGGAAGCUUUUUCUGCAAUUUCCUGCUCUUUAAUGGAGUGUCGUGAUCUUGCAAUGCGGUGUAUAAGUGUAUCUUACAGUGGGAAGUUGUUGAUGCAGAGUGAUUUGGAUAGAGUGAUUUCUAAAUUGGAUUGCUAUGAGAAGAAACUUUGUGCUAUUUUUAGAAAUUCAGGUAUAGUUACUAGUGAUCUUGCUUUGAUUGUUUCGAAACCGGUUUUGGGUUCUGGAAGGGAUGAUAUGAGAUUUUAUGUUAAAGAUUUGUUAACAAGAAUUAAAAUUGGUGACACCCAGAUGAAAAAACAAGCUUUAAUUUCAUUAAAUGAGGUGAUUUUAGAUGAUGAAAGGUAUGUAAAGAUUGUUGUUGAAGUGGGUGAUUUUGUGCUUAAUUUAGUGAAUUGUUUGGAUUCAAAUGAGAUUGGGAUUCAAGAAGAAAGUUCAUUUGCAAUUUCAGUGAUUUCUGGGUUUGAGAAUUACAGAGGAAUUUUGAUUGUUUCUGGUGUAAUUGGAUCAUUAAUUAGGGUUCUUGAAAAUGGAAGUUUAAAGGGAAAAGAGUAUGCAAUUAGAACUCUUGAGAAAUUGACUGAAAAUGGUGAUAAUGCUUGGGCACUUUCAGCUCAUGGUGGAGUGACUACAUUGUUGAAUUUAUGUUCAAAAGAUGAAAUUGAUGUUGAAUUGAUUGGUAUUUCUUGUUGGGUAUUAAGAAAUCUUGUUGGGGUUGAUGAAAUUAAGCGAUUUAUGAUCGAAAACGGAGCGAUUUCUACAUGUAUAAAGCUUAUUAAAGGAAGGGAUGAAAUGGCUCAAAUUGGUGCUACUGAGUUCUUGCAAUCCAUAGCCUCAUGUGAUGAAAUUGUCCGUCAAUUGGUGAUCAAAGAAGGCGGAAUUCGAGCUUUGGUUCGAAUUAUCGAUCCCAGAUCGAAUGAUUCCUUUAAAUUAAGGGAAACUACACUAAGGGCAAUUGAGAAUUUAUGUUUUUCUUCAAUUGAACAUGUUCAUAUGUUGAUAAGUUACGGAUUUAUGGAUCAAUUAUUGUUCUUUCUUCGAAAAGGCGAUGUUUCAAUCCAAGAAUUGGCCUUUAAAUCAGCUUGUAGAUUAUGUGGAACAUCUGAAGAUGCAAGAAAAUCAAUGGGAGAUGUUGGGUUUAUGGCUGAAUUAGUAAAGUUUUUAGUAGCAAAAUCAUAUGAAAUUCGAGAAAUGGCAGCUGAAGCAUUGUCCUUAAUGGUAUUACAACCUAAAAAUAGAAAGAAAUUUGCUGAUGAUCAUAACAUUGGUUUAGUUCUUCAAUUGAUUGAUCCAAAUGAAGAAAGUUCUGGGAAUCUCAAGUUUUUAUUGUCAAUAUUAUUAUCACUUAGCAGCUGCAAUUAUGCCAGGAAAAAAAUUACACAUUCUGGGUAUUAUAAGAACAUUGAAAAACUUGCUGAUGCUGGUGUUUCUGAUGCUAAAAAAAUUGUGAGAAAAUUAUCGACCAAUAGAUUCAAGAAUAUGUUGAAUGGAAUCUGGCAUUCUUGAGCAAAACACCCAUUUGUAAGUUUUUUUUUUUUGUUUUUUUACUGUACAUCUGCAAAUGUGUGGGAUGUUUUUUAGGUUGUAUACCCAUUACCCACCAAGCCAUUACAACCACCUUGUUGUUAUCUGAAUCUAAUUAGUAAUUAAUGGUUGUUAAUCCACCCAUUAAUACUGCUUUAAAUGCAGUAUUUUGGUUAGUUUGUAACUAUCAUAUCACUGUAAGGAAAAAGAUAAAAAAAAAAAAAAAAAAUGGUACAUAGAAGAGGAUGUUUUAGGUUUCAUUUGAUAUAUAUUUGAUAAUGUAAUGCUAUAACUAAUUCACAGUAUGCUUAAUGUUUAUAUGCCCUGUGAUUCUGACAUUUUUAUACACAGUUAGUUCUCUCAAUAAAUGUUGGGCAGUUGCACAAA